UCAGGUUUAUCCGGUUCUGACUGUAAGAAGUAUCCACACCUGCUAACUAAAUUCGUUCACUACUCCACUGCUAAUGCAGUUGUGCUCUCCUGAACUACACAGUACGUAACUAACUUGGAGACACCAAGAACUCCUACAGUUUUUUCCCUCUGAAUCACAUCGACUGAAAGAAGGAUUCAAUUCAGCAGAUAUUUACCAAAGGAAUCGACACAAUGCAAUUGCUUCUUAGAGUUUUAAUAUCCUCUUGUCUAACUUGCCAACUAUGGACAAUUGGAAGUUCACAAUCUACAACUGAAAAUAGUACAACAGUUUCAAAGAUAACUUCUACUGUCACUGACACGUCAGUAAUUACCACUGUCAAUACAACUUUAGCAGAAUCAACCAGCAAUAUUUCCACCAUUACUACUUUCACAACAGGUGUGACCACGCCCAUGGAAAGCUCUAACACCCCACACACUACAUCAGUGAAAAGCACCUCUUUACUUAUAUCUACAGAAACAAGUCAACACACUAUAAGCAAAGGCACCACUGAAGCAGUAGAAACUACCAGCAAUCCUAGUAUGACCACGACAAAUCUUACUGAGGAAGCAGAAAAUUCUACUACGAUCACGGCAACUCCUGAUGUAACAACAGGAAAUUCUAGUGUGACAAUAACAAGUCCCAGUGUGACACCAGAACCUCCUAAUGGGACAAUGGCAAAUUCUAGUUUGACAACAAGUCCUAACGUGGGAAUGACAAAUUCCAGUGGGACAACGACACAUCUCAAUGGGAUGACAGCAAGCCCUAAUAUGACAUCUAAGGUGACUGAUGGUACUAUCACCACAGAUUCUGGAUCAACAACAUCCAGCAAUACCUCAACAACUAUCCCAGAUAUGAACACUGGUACAACUCCAACAACUGUACGCUCAUCUACUGCCAGUACGACAAUCAGUACUACAAUAACAACCAUCAAUGAUUUCACCACUAUUACGACAAUCAAUACAACCAAUGAAACAACUAACAGUGGGAAAGAUGCAUCUCCUGCUGAGAAGAAAAAUCAAGGAGGUGUGGUGAUUGGGGCAAUACUUGGCACCGUCUUGGGUCUCACUCUGGUCUUGCUUGUUGCUUAUGUGCUGUGUACACGCAGGAAGUCGGACAACGUCAGUCAUCGCAGACUGUACGAUGCCUUCCCGAAUGACCCAGUCCUUCGUCUGAACACGGAUGAUGCUGUGGAUUUAAGGUAUCAGGAUGGAGCAGCGUACUACAAUCCUGCUGCCAUGAACGACCCAUCACUUUACGGCGGACAAUCAGAGGGCAAUGUUAACUAUGCCAUACAGAUGGAUGACUUACCGCCUUCGUAUGGAAAUGUCGCAUAAACUAAAUUACAAAACAAACAUCUUAAAUGGAUACAAGUGAAAACCACAGGAGAGAAUUUACAGAUCCUUUUGCUAUUGUCAGUAGUAACAUCAAAUAGGUUCCAUCUGAAAGAAUGGGUAGUUUAUACAGAUAAACAAACAACAAAUUUGGAACUGUACUCACCCCAAAGAGCCAUGAAAAUGGCAAAGAAAACUGUGCCUCCAUUAUCAAACAAAUGCGUUACCUGGAGGAAGAGAAAGGAAUGAAAGCCUAAUUACCUUGUUAUAGAAAAUGGUCCUCAAUCAACAUACAAAUCCAUAGAGUAUUAAAUUGGAAUUUCACACAACUUCUACAGGUAGAGAAUGGAUUUUUCCUCUAAUUGAGAGAACUUGUAAUAAAUUAGACCUUCAGUGUUUUACUUGCACAUGAUGGCAUAGUUGACAGAGUUACACACAAGUUCUUAAUAUUAAAUAGCAUUUAAGUUUCAUGAGAAGAUGUGUGUUUUUGUAUCAAUGUUUGUUCAAUGAUAAAAUUACUUGUUUGCUACCAGUGCUGAACAUAAUUCUAACGAGCAGUAGAAAUGUGCUUGUACUGUGUCAUAGCAGUCAUCAUUUUAGAAAAGACAUGGCUCCUUUGGUAUGUACGUCGGUUUUAUGAGUUAUCCAUGUUGCUAUGUUUUGGGAGAAGUUACAUUUUGUCUUUCCAUAAGUAUUUUAUAUGGUAUGAUGGAAAUAUCACAUUUAACAUUCUUGUCUUUUUUGUGGUGUUCUGAAUCUCAGAUGCAGUGAUCUUUAAUGCUAGCAUUUUGAAACUGCUAUUACCUCCAUUUCAAAACAUUAAGGUAUCCCUGCAAUAACAGUUUGUAUAAAAGAAGUUCUGACUUUGAGCAGUAUAAACUGAUUUGAUACUACAUUGCCAAGGCACACUUAACUCUUUGAAUAAAUGUUGAUAAUUAUGGUAACACACUGCUGUUAUUUCUUUGUAAUAUGCAAUUUCAUAAUUAAUCAUGUACAAAUCUAAAUUAUUUGUGUUCACCAUUUACAAUAAAUC
Mobula hypostoma (lesser devil ray) is the source of this 2385-nucleotide messenger RNA. It is a transcript of the gene muc15, whose product is annotated as mucin 15, cell surface associated. Bases 213 to 1355 code for a protein of 380 amino acids. NCBI's taxonomy places the organism in Eukaryota, Metazoa, Chordata, Chondrichthyes, Myliobatiformes, Myliobatidae. The record is from RefSeq and is a predicted model, not a curated record. The transcript is spliced from 4 exons.